Messenger RNA from Medioppia subpectinata, 2391 nucleotides. NCBI's taxonomy places the organism in Eukaryota, Metazoa, Arthropoda, Arachnida, Sarcoptiformes, Oppiidae. The record is from the annotation of a GenBank genome assembly.
AACAACACAAUUGGAUUUUGAGAGUUGGGUUGAGUUGGAGUUCACUCACAGACAGACACAGAGUUGUGUGCCUUCAAUACGAGUCAGUCCUCAGUGUCUGCAGUCUAUAGACUGAACGCAUAGCCAUUGAGUGAAUGCUUCGGUCUUUUCCACUCUCUUCUCGAGUAAACCUUUAAGGCGUUGGCUCUCAAUGUGUGUCCACUCUAUCCAUACAUAACAACACUAGACGUCAAUAUUAACAUUGAUUUCAUUAUAAAUACUGUUUGUCAUCCAAUCAUUUGUUUAUUAUUUGUCAAAACAACUGCUCGUUCAUCGUUUCAAACCUAACAUUCAUUGGUUUUGUGUGCAAUUCAUUCAUAAAACGUCUCAUAAUUUCAAUAAACAAAUAAAGAAAAAGUUAUAUAAAGCCGUACAUGCGAUAUGUGGACGGGAACCGUAGGUUUGGUCAACAAUCAGCACAAGUACUUAACGGCUGAAACAUUUGGCCAUAAAAUCAAUGCCAAUGGAGUGGGACUUAAGAAGAAACAGCAGUGGACUAUAGAGCCGUUUCCUAUCAGUGCCAAUGGAGCCGACUAUUCAAAUGGCAAUCGUUUGGACGAUUUGGACGAAUUGGAAAACGUUGCCAUCAAAUCACACCUCGAUUGCUAUCUGGCCGUCGACUCCUUCGGUAACGUCACCUGUGAGUCAACCGAAAAAACUGAAGGCUCCCGAUUCACCAUCACUAUCUGCUCCAUGUCCUCCACCGCUACUACUCAACAAGAGCAAAUUUCGUGGGCCUUUCGCAACAUCUCUCGCGGUUAUUAUUUGGGCACAACAUCUGAUGGUAUGAUUCAAUGCAACGCAAAGAUGCCUCAAUCGAGGGCUGAGUUAUGGCACGUGCAUCUGAUCCCAGCCCGAGGCGCCACUAUGUUUGCCCUCAAGUCCAUCGGCAGAAAACGAUUCGCCCGAACAAUGCCUUCAGUUUCUGGGCAAAUGAAUGGGGCGUCAAAUGGGAGUGAAGUGAGUGAACAAAUACAAGUGGACGCCACGACUGCCUGGGGUUCGGAGACAUUGUUUCAGUUCAAGUACUUCGAUAGCGGCAAAUAUGCGUUAUUGACAUCCAAUACCAAAUACUUGACAAACGAAGGCAUUUGUAUUGAUUUAAGCAAAAGUCCGAUCGCGUCGUUGCCUCCCAUCGAGUGUCUCUUCACUAUUGAAUAUCAUUGCGGAAACAUUGCGUUCAGAGACAGCGCCGGACGAUAUUUGGCGGCCGCCGGCAGAGCAUCGCUUCUGCGGUCGCGAUCCACUCACGUGACCAAAGAUGAACAGUUCGAGUUCGAGAGCGCACCCAUUCAGGUCGCCCUCAGAGCCACUUUCAACAACAAAUGGGUUUCUACUAAACAGGGUGUCGAUCUGUCGGCCAAUCAAAACGAGUUGACAAAACAGGAAACUUUUCAGUUUGAGUACAAUAACUCAGAUCAGAGCUGGUAUAUCACCACAUAUGAGGGUCACUACUGGGCAUUGGGAGGCGCUUCCACUAUACAGACCAACAAAGACUUGAGCGCAAGAAGUUGUUUCAAAAUCAAAUGGAAUUCAGACGACGGCUCGUGUUCUCUGGCCGUAAGUGAUCCCAAAGCCGGUGACGAAACGCUCACCAAAUGGAUUGGCGCCCGAAAAUCGGGUCAACUCUUCACAUGUCAAUCAGAUUCUGCCGUAAAAUUCUUCGUAAAAUUUUUGAACAGAACUUCCAUUAAUCUGAGAGCGAGUAAUGCUUCGGGUUUUGUUGGACUCAAACUACCGGGUUCGGGAAAACUGGAGUCAAAUAAGACAACACCGGAUUCAAUGCGCAUAGAAUACGCGAAUUCCGAGAACAAUGGUCUCGACUUCUCUGACAUCGACUCCACAUUCAACUGCUGUUACCUAAAGAUGAUGUCAAACAACAAAUACUUGAGUCUCAUUGAGAACAACAGUGUGGCGGCGGACGCGUCUUCGGCCGCCUGUGCCCAACAGUUUCAGAUCGAGUUAAGGAGCGGAACUCAGAUCGCGAUCAAGACAUACGAAUCAAACUCUAAUUAUUUAAAUCUUACCAAAAAUGGUUCAAUAGUUGUCUCCAAUUGUUUGCCAGAAUCGGCGACUCUUUGGGAAUUUUGAACCAAAAUCUCAUAUCAAUUCUCUCUCUCUUUUUCACACUUUCUCUCUCCUAUUGUUGUCUAUUGUAUUUGAGUAUAAAUACUGUGAACACUCGUUAUAGUGAACCGCGUUAUAGUGUGCGUUGAGAUAAGACAGAAAUUGAGACAAUUUAACUAAAAUGUGUACACUAUAUGCGGUUCACUAAAACGCAAAUCUAUUGUAGACCAAAAAUAUUUGACAAAACUUUCCAAUUUUAUUAUGAAAUCUCGUUUUUAACACCGA